This is a messenger RNA of Knipowitschia caucasica, 687 nucleotides long. The record is from the annotation of a GenBank genome assembly. Lineage: Eukaryota; Metazoa; Chordata; Actinopteri; Gobiiformes; Gobiidae.
AUGCCCGCCUACACACAGGGCAUUUACAAACACAUAGGACUCAUGCCCGCCUACACACAGGGCAUUUACAAACACAUAGGACUCAUGCCCGCCUAUACACAGGGCAUUUACAAACACAUAGGGCUCAUGCCCGUCUACACACAGGGCAUUUACAAACACAUAGGACUCAUGCCCGCCUAUACACAGGGCAUUUACAAACACAUAGGACUCAUGCCCGCCUACACACAGGGCAUUUACAAACACAUAGGACUCAUGCCCGCCUACACACAGGGCAUUUACAAACAGAUAGGACUCAUGCCCGCCUACACACAGGGCAUUUACAAACACAUAGGACUCAUGCCCGCCUACACACAGGGCAUUUACAAACAGAUAGGACUCAUGCCCGCCUACACACAGGGAAUUAACAAACACAUAGGGCUCAUGCCCGCCUACACACAGGGCAUUUACAAACACAUAGGGCUCAUGCCCGCCUACACACAGGGAAUUAACAAACACAUAGGGCUCAUGCCCGCCUACACACAGGGCAUUUACAAACACAUAGGGCUCAUGCCCGCCUACACACAGGGCAUUUACAAACACAUAGGGCUAUUCCGUGUGCACGUAUCUGCCAUAGGCCUUAUGCCCGUGUGUACGCAUCUGCCUACACACGGGCAUUUACAAACACACAGGCCUUUUGCCCAUGUGUAG